AUAAAUUAAGCCGGCACCGGUCAAAAACGGGAGUCGGUAGUCACCAACUUGUCAGAGCGAGAACGAAUAUCCGGCGUCAUGGCGAAUGGACGUGUGGAAAUCCACGACCCCAUGUCCAACGACCACAGCCGCACGGAGGUCCCAGCCUCCGACCCGGGCGCGGAGAGCCUGGAGGACACGGAGGAGUUCAGGAUCCUGAUGGCCUACGCGACCAGGAGGAGGGGGGACGGAGCACCGGUCAUCCCGGUGGCGCUGACCGCCCCGGACACGCCCGUUAAGGCCGAGAAAGAGGAGCCGAAGCACGAGAACGAGGCGAGCAGAAAGAAGGGGGAGAAGAAGAUAAAGAAGAAGAAGAAGAAGGGAUGGAAACGCCUUCCGCUGAUCUUUCGAUGCGUAAAACCCUCCGAGGACGCAGAGGAGCCGCCAAGUCCAGAGGAUGACCACCCGCCAACGAAUGGAAUCAGCGACAGAGUUUUUAUAGGAGCACAUGAUGUGCAGGAAGAAGAGGAUGAUAAGUUUGCUGGGGUGGCGAAAGAGCUGAUGAAGCUCGCCGAUAAAAUCCCGCUCCAUCCUUCGGAUAUUGAGACGGACUCGGAUGAUGAUGUGGAGAAGAUCAUAGGUCUGCUGUUGAGGGAGACUGGAGACAAACUGAACGAAAAGUUGAAAGACGCUAACGUAGGACGGCUUUUCCAAAACUACGACUUCUUCAGGACGCUCAUGGACGCCUUCUUCUCGACGAUCGGCUUCAGGAACCCCAACCCCGACGCUCUGGGACCGCAGGCAUCGCCCAAAACACAGCUCGCCAUCACCUGUGAGGUCACCAGUCGUCUGUCAGCAGCAAACACUCUCCCCACGAGCAGCCUGUUUCGCCACGGAGCCCGAUAUAUGCAGCAGUAUUACUCGGGCUGGGCGCAGCAGGAGGGCGGAUACGAAGCUGCCAUCGAAAGCGACGAAGAGGAGGUUGAGUGAUUUCGGUAAUGGGAUGUGGUUCAGGGGGUCCACAGUAUCUCAUCUCAAACCCGCUCCCUCUGAGCCAGCCGUCAGGAUGCCCCGCUGUGACCUGUGAACCUUGGUACUUCUAAGUGCGAUGGUCUUAAACUGAUUUUAAUUGGUUAAAAGAAAAUCUGCUUUUUUUUUUUUCUUAAACAGUUAAAUAAUGUGAUUUAUUUUCUUCUCUUCCAAUAAAUGAAUCCUUUAGAUACUUGUUAGUUUCACAGGGACCAUGAACCAAAGACAAGAACAUUUAUGGACCAUUAUAAAUUUAUGGACCAUUGAUUAUUAUUAUUUUUUUUUUGUUAUAUAUUUUUUUGUUUCAUAGGUGGGUUGACAAUGAAAUGUACUUUUGAGCACUUGCACUUUUACUGAAAAAGAGAAAUGGAGACCUAUGAUGUGUUUUUGUGUAACGUGUUUUUCUUGCUAAGUUAAGUCUUACAAAUACUUGAGUGAAAGUCUGCAGUGUUAAUUCUAAAGUAGCCGAUAUGAUUUCUAAAUCCCAUGCAUGAUAUUUGCGCAAUGUCAAGUUGAACCAAAAACUUGAUUGCUCUCCAAACUUCUGUUUUUUAUUUUAAAAAAAAGGGAAGAAGUUGUGUGUGUUUAUGAUGGGCAAAUAAAAAACAAAAGACACC
Molecule: messenger RNA, 1625 nt
Organism: Menidia menidia (Atlantic silverside)
Lineage: Eukaryota; Metazoa; Chordata; Actinopteri; Atheriniformes; Atherinopsidae
Source: the annotation of a GenBank genome assembly